Messenger RNA from Sordaria macrospora k-hell, 1326 nucleotides. RefSeq lists its product as uncharacterized. Lineage: Eukaryota; Fungi; Ascomycota; Sordariomycetes; Sordariales; Sordariaceae. The record is from RefSeq and is a predicted model, not a curated record.
AUGUCUAUCUGCGUCGCCAUCCAGUCGGCCUUGUUCUACUAUCUCGCCUGCACCCCAUGUCUCCAACUUCGUCAUGAACACCGGACACACAAGAAGGCAAAGAAGGAGAGGAAGGAAAAGGCACGGAUCAUCGCCGAGCAGCCGCACCUAUAUCGCCAUCCGGACCCCUAUAAUACGAACCCUUACUGGGCCGAGGAGAUUCGCAUGGGACCAUGUCUACCCAAGAAGAACAAACCGAACGAUGCCAGCAAGAAACAGCAUCAUGACGAUGCUGUUAGUGCCGUACUGAGCAAGACGGCUUCUGCGACCACGGUCGGCACCGACUGGAACAUGAAGCGGUAUCAGCGCGAGGACGAGGAACUCUGGGGCUACGAUGACGAGUCCAUCAGGACAAGUUAUAAGCUUAUGGACGCCAUCAAGCAGGCUGGAUCGAGCGCUGGUCGCUAUGUUGAAUCCAAGCUGGGGCUCGAGAAGCAGGUGACGGAGGAGGAUAGAUACAACUUUUACUUUUCCACCAAGAACCCACCCGUCAACGACUACCAUCCCCCGGUUGUCAGCAGCAAGCCGUCGCACAAGAACGCGCGUGCCUGGAUGUUGCAGCCCCCGCCUUCCGCCAAGGUAAUGGAGGGCAAGGUCCCCGUGACCAGGAGCGCCAGCCUGAUGAGCGUUCAAUCCAGGAGGACGAUGGGCAGCAGCAUGUCGAUGGAAGGACGGCCAUCGCUGGGGAGAAUUGUCGGUGACAAGGCUCUCGAGGCUAAGAUUCAGCAGCGAACUGCCAAUGGAGACGGAUAUUUGGACCCCGAGUUGUAUUCGGUUGCCUCUACCAUGUCCCGGGCCAUAUCUAAGAGAGCCACCAACGGUUCCAUGGCACGGAGAACCAGCAGCCGCCUCACCACCAGAAGCCAGGACCUCUCGACGGGCUCUGACGGAUCCGACGAGGAUAACUCGAGCAUCAAAGUGCCAAAGAGGCGGACCACCCGGAGACGCAGCAACCGCAACGUCAUGCCCGACAGCGACGAAAACGAGGAGGAGGACGCCUACAUCUCCAGGAGCCUGGAGUCACUAAGCAGCACCCACUUCCCUCCCCACGCCGCCCAGAGGCCCAAGCUCCCCACCAUCAAGAGCGCCGACGAUGGUCGUCUCGCCGCUGAGGAUAAGACUUUGUCUUCGUCUCCGAAGGCCAGGCCCACCAGCAGAUCCAGCACCAAGCUUGUCCUGCAGGAUGCGACUAACUCAUCGAGCUCCAUGUCUUCUUCCUCUAAUAGGAUGAACCAGAAGGAGCGCAUGAUUGGCUCCAUUGACAGCGGCCUUGCUCUGCAUGCGUAA